Messenger RNA from Pteronotus mesoamericanus, 4130 nucleotides. RefSeq names its product septin 8 (gene SEPTIN8). The transcript is spliced from 10 exons. Gene Ontology annotation, cellular component: septin ring; microtubule cytoskeleton; septin complex. The record is from RefSeq and is a predicted model, not a curated record. Bases 92 to 1381 code for a protein of 429 amino acids. Gene Ontology annotation, biological process: cytoskeleton-dependent cytokinesis; intracellular protein localization. Gene Ontology annotation, molecular function: molecular adaptor activity; GTPase activity; GTP binding. Lineage: Eukaryota; Metazoa; Chordata; Mammalia; Chiroptera; Mormoopidae.
CCGCCCGGGCGGAGCGCGUCCCGCAGCCGGCUCGUCCCCGUCGCGGCCCCGGGUGCUCGCCCCGGCCCGCCCGCCCGGUGCGGAGCUCGCCAUGGCGGCCACGGACCUGGAACGCUUCUCGAAUGCGGAGCCAGAGCCCCGGAGCCUCUCCCUGGGCGGCCACGUGGGCUUCGACAGCCUCCCCGACCAGCUGGUCAGCAAGUCGGUCACUCAGGGCUUCAGCUUCAACAUCCUCUGCGUGGGGGAGACCGGCAUCGGCAAGUCCACGCUGAUGAACACGCUCUUCAACACGACCUUCGAGACCGAGGAAGCCAGUCACCAUGAGGAGUGUGUGCGCCUGCGGCCCCAGACCUACGACCUCCAAGAGAGCAAUGUGCAGCUCAAGCUGACCAUCGUGGACGCUGUGGGCUUCGGGGACCAGAUCAAUAAGGAUGAGAGUUACAGGCCCAUCGUUGACUACAUCGACGCGCAGUUUGAAAACUACCUGCAGGAGGAGCUGAAGAUCCGCCGCUCGCUCUUCGACUACCACGACACGAGGAUCCACGUGUGCCUCUACUUCAUCACGCCCACCGGCCACUCCCUCAAGUCCCUGGAUCUGGUGACCAUGAAGAAAUUGGACAGCAAGGUGAACAUCAUUCCCAUCAUUGCCAAGGCUGACACCAUCUCCAAGAGUGAGCUCCACAAGUUCAAGAUCAAGAUCAUGGGCGAGCUGGUCAGCAACGGGGUCCAGAUCUACCAGUUUCCCACUGAUGACGAGGCUGUUGCAGAGAUUAACGCGGUCAUGAAUGCGCACCUGCCCUUUGCCGUGGUGGGCAGCACCGAGGAGGUGAAGGUGGGGAACAAGCUGGUCCGGGCGCGGCAGUACCCGUGGGGCGUGGUGCAGGUGGAGAACGAGAACCACUGCGACUUCGUGAAGCUCCGGGAGAUGCUGAUCCGGGUGAACAUGGAGGACCUCCGCGAGCAGACCCACAGUCGGCACUACGAGCUCUACCGGCGCUGCAAGCUGGAGGAGAUGGGCUUCCAGGACAGUGAUGGGGACAGCCAGCCCUUCAGCCUGCAGGAAACCUACGAGGCCAAGAGGAAGGAGUUCCUGAGCGAGCUGCAGAGGAAGGAGGAGGAGAUGAGGCAGAUGUUUGUCAACAAAGUGAAGGAGACAGAGCUGGAGCUGAAGGAGAAGGAAAGGGAGCUCCACGAGAAGUUCGAGCACCUCAAGCGGAUCCACCAGGAGGAGAAGCGCAAGGUGGAGGAGAAGCGCCGGGAGCUGGAGGAGGAGACCAACGCCUUCAACCGCAGGAAGGCCGCCGUGGAGGCCCUGCAGUCGCAGGCCCUGCACACCACCUUGCAGCAGCCUCUGAGGAAGGACAAGGACAAGAAGAAUUAACGCACGUACAGGCUUACAUGUCAAGAGCGGACUUUAGACUUUCAUGUGUUAAGUUGCUUGAGUUACACCUUGUGACCCUUCUCCCAUAACAUGGUGUGAGGAUGGACUGGGAGCCGGUACAGACUCCAGUGUUUACAGCCUUGCAGUGUCCCCUGCCCCCAUCCCCAGGCCACCCCGGCCCUGGAGGGCCACCCCGGUCUAUGCAAACACGACAAAGCCAUGAAUGCUGGAAUCCCAAACUGACGAGGUUUAUUUUUUUCAGAGCCAGUGGCUGGUCUUCCAUUUACAGUGUCACUAUUCCUUGAUGGAGCAGCCGCGUGCCCGCCGCUCUAGCCAAGGUCCCCGCCGGCGGUGCUCGGCCUAGUUGUUCAGCGUCAAGAUGGUGACUCACGCGGUGCCUUAGGCGUGGCCGUGUGGGCCGGCGUACAUGCUGCAAAAUUUGCCCGGCUCCCCUUCAUUUUAAUUUUUCUAACCUAGAGCUUAAUUUCAAUAAUAACUUUUAAAACACUUUUAAAUUUUUAUUUUGGCACGAGCGUAAACACAAAUAAUAUCCUCUCCCAUUAUUUUCCUAAGUAACACAGAUUCCCUGAUUUUUAAAAACUAAAAAUAUCUCUCAGCCUUUUUUAUGUAAAAGUAUCCCUAUAAUACAUAGGGAGAGGUGGGUAAUAAACAUCCUGUAAUGACAGUGUUUGGAAUUUCUUUACGGAUGAAAGUGGAACACGAACAGGACCACGCCCAGUGUUUUCACUAUGAAUGUAAAUGGAACAGCAGCCCAACGCCCUUGUCUGUGUGCCCCCCAGGUGCUACCUGCAAACAGGGACCAGCUCCGUGUGCGUGUGUUCAGUGUCUGACUCCAGCCAAGACCCCCAAACCAAGGCUGCGUAUUCCAAAUGCACAGAGCACUCAGCUGGGAAGAGGUUUUCAUUUCACGGUCCCUGUUUCCUUUUUCCUGGCUGAGUCACAGGGCAAAAGAGGAAGGUGCCUGAUGUCUGUGGACAGUUUAAGAAAAAACUGCCGGCAAAGGAGCUUUUCCUCUUCUGCUGCAUUCUUAAGGGGUUGCUUUCAGAAAGGACUAGCAUCAUUGGUCCUUCCAUGUUCCUUUUGGCUCACAAGCGACCCCGCAAGGAUUGGGAUUGAGAAUACGGCCCCGAUAAAACAGGAGGUGAGAAAUCGUAGAUGAAAGGAAGGAGUGCGCUUCAUGCUGAUGAAGCGCUGUGCUGAGCACAGGCUGCCAGAGUGACACGCAGCGCCCCCUCGAGGACAUCACAGGCUAAUGCACUCUGGCUGGAAGCCUUAGGCAGCCAUGCCCAUUGAUUUGGGGUCGGUGGUUUGUUUCCCACCCUCCUCCUUCCCUCCCAUUGCCUGCUUUGUGGAUUUGCAGGACCAAGUCCCGAUUCCUUCUGCCCUUCUGGAAUGGUGCUCUAUUCCAAGUGGGCUGGAGGGGUGGGCCAUGUGUGUCCACGGAGGCAAGGCCAGAAAGAUGCAGCCUAGCAUGUGAGGGGUCUGCUCGCCGGGAGCAGAGCAGUUCUAUUGAGGCUCAAAGUGAACAUUCUCCCAGUGUUAUGUUGUGACCAGGGGUGGAUUCAGAUUUGGAAGGGAUAGAAACUUGAACUAUUUGAGAAGCCUUCUUCAAGAAAAAGAGCAUAAAUACACGAUUAGAUAUGGGGCUAUGGAAGGAGCCUUGAGCAUUGAGCUUUCUUAGCCUCCCAGGACACCACCUCUGGCUGCGGCUGCUGAUAACUGAUGCUUCGGUGUGGGGCCAGACAGUAAACCAGCAUAUCUAAGGCCGAUGUGGGCUGCAAGUAGCUUGUCUUUAGGGUAAUGACACGCCUGAAAGUAUAUAAACUUGGGCAGAAGUAUGGCCUGAAGACAGCUGCUUUGGCUAAUGCAUCUCUGAGGAUGAGGCUCCCCGACCCCGUGGGCUCUCUGGUUGUAUAAGAAAUGAGGACUCCCGGUUCAUGAGCCAGUCUGGCGAUUCUGCCACCAGCCAUCCACCGUGGCCUGCGGGCCGCCCCCAGGACGAACUGGGAGGCCAGGGUGGUGGCUGACCACCUGCCUGCAGAUCUCUGGGGGAUGGGGGUGUCUGUCGUUGUGGCACUGUGGCAGUUCAGGCUGCCUCCAAGGGUCCCAUCAGCUUUCAUGGACCUCACUGCACUUCUCUCCUGGUGCUGCCUGUGUUUGGGAUUUUGUCACCUAGUUGAGUCCAAAUUAAUCCUUGGUGUGUAGGGUGAGCUUGACACUUGCUGUUAUUUAAGAAGCGACUCCUCGUGGAAUGUGGCCCCUGCCUGCAGGGUCCGAUUCGCCCUCCUCUUCCUCCGUGUCGCUGGCCGGCUUAUUUAGGCUGUCAGGGGGUCAUGCUGGCAUAUUCUCUCGCAUCUUUCGUGAAUCAAGUUAAUUUGGGGUAGAAUCACCAUAUAAUUUAUUGUUCAAACUGAGACGUUUGAGAGCGAAAGGAGAUGCUGUUAAUCAUUUCAGCUCAACAGGCAUAAGCCAGAACUGCCCCGGGCGAACCGGGAGGCAUGGCCACCCCGGUUGCAGGGAGCGGAGCCUAGGCGGUUUGCAGCGGUUCAGGCUGACUGCGUGCGUGUUCGUAUGUCUACGUGUGGGUUCCCUGUGAAGUGGGGCUCAUGCUCCUGGGCUUGCUAGUCUGUUACGUUAACCCGCUUUUCUAAAACUGCUUCCCUUGUCAAUUCAUUUACUCCUUCAUUCAUUGACUGUUUUUGUUCCUUUCCAUUCACUUUGUACUCGU